GCGCGCGCGAAAUGAAAGUGAACUCAUUGGUGGUAUAAAAGCGGCUGGUGCGCCAAUCUCAGCAUCCAGUAUAUCGUCUGGAAUCGUCCAGUCGCCUUUUCCAUCAUUGUUCUUUUGCACGCGAGUAGUACAAUGAAAACAAUAUAUUGUAUUUGCGCCCUUCUCCUGGUGUCGACGGUUCGCGCCGGAGAGACAGAGGAAAAGAAGGCGACAAAGAAGGCUGAACCCCUUGAGAAGAAGCUCGACAAGCGUGGUCUUCUCAAUUUGGGGUAUGGGUAUGGAAUUAAUGGGCUCGAUUUGGGCUACAUUGGCAGUGGUCACGGAUUGGGUGGAGCCUACCACGGUGGCUUCUCUCACGGUGGUGGAUACUCCCAUGGGGGAUACUCUCAUGGUGGCUAUGGAGGAUACUCUCUGGGACACAGUGGUUAUUCCCUGGGUCACAGUGGAUACAGUGGUGGACACAACAGCUUCCUUCUGGGAGGACACACAGAUGUUACCAAGACCGUAACACUCGUUAAGGGUGUCCCAGUGCCACAUGUUGUUGAGAAGCACGUUCCAGUUGUCCACGAGAAGCACGUCCCAGUGCCCGUGAAGGUUCCCGUGCCACAACCCUAUGAGGUCGUCAAGCAUGUCCCCGUGCACGUUAAGGAGUACGUCAAGGUGCCCGUUCAUGUGCCCCAACCCUACCCAGUGGAGAAGAAGGUCCCAUACCCAGUUCAUGUGCCCGUCGAUCGCCCAUACCCCGUCAAGGUUCUCGUUCCACAACCCUACCCCGUGGAGAAGCACAUCCCAUACCCCGUGAAAGUUCCCGUACCCCAACCCUAUGAAGUUUUGCGUCAUGUCCCAGUGCCUGUGAAAGUUGAGGUUCCUGUGCCAGCUCCAUACCCAGUUGAACGUAAAGUUCCCGUCCCCGUGAAGGUGCCCGUUGAUCGUCCAUACCCCGUGCACGUACCCCAACCCUACCCAGUGCACGUUGAGAAACCCGUUCCAUACAUUGUGGAGAAACCCGCUCCCUACCCAGUCCAUGUUCCCGUCGAUCGUCCCGUGCCCGUUGUGCACGAGAAGCACGUCCCUGUGCCCGUGAAGGUGCCCGUUCCCCAGCCCUAUGCUGUGGAGAAGCACAUCCCAUACCCAGUUGAGAAGCACGUGCCCUACCCCGUUAAGGUGCCCGUCGAUCGUCCCGUACCUGUGAUCCAUGAGAAGCACGUCCCCGUGAUCCAUGAGAAACCCGUCCCAGUCCCCGUAAAGGUCCCCGUGCACGUGCACACAGAUGUCCAUCAUGUCCAUGAUGUCCAUCAUCACGAUCUCCACCAAGAUGUGCACCAUCACGAUCUCCACCAGGAUUACCAUGAUGGUAGCUACACGAGCUUCAGCGGUUUGGGUGGAGAAUACUCCUACCACCACUAAGAAGGUGCACGCUCCUGGCUUCACCUUCCAGGGGGAUGCAGCGGCAACCAAAAUUCCCCAAAAAAAAACAACAAACAAAACCAACCCCCUUCUCGUCCCAUUAUAGCCCCUAAGAUUGCCACAAUGAGAUGUGAAAGAGACAUAAAACCUUCUUCUUUUGCUACGCAUUAACCACCAAUUCUCUUUCAUUUUCUCUCACACUCUCUCUUAAGAAAGAAUUAUAUAUAUAAAUUGCGAUCUUUGCUUCCUGAUCCUAUGCCUAAAUUUGACCUCUAUCUCGUCCCCCCUCUGAAACCCUCCGCUACCUUUGUGUAUAAUUUAUAUAUUUGUGUACCUAUAUAGUUUUUUUUUGUAUGAAAAAAAAAAGAGAUGUAAAAUGAAAUAAAAGUUGAAAGAAUGAAA
Molecule: messenger RNA, 1809 nt
Organism: Lutzomyia longipalpis
Lineage: Eukaryota; Metazoa; Arthropoda; Insecta; Diptera; Psychodidae
Product: skin secretory protein xP2-like
Exons: 3
Coding region: 133-1407 (424 amino acids)
Source: RefSeq, a predicted model, not a curated record